Messenger RNA from Pecten maximus, 4112 nucleotides. Its product is annotated as toll-like receptor 4. The coding region runs from base 56 to 2659 and encodes 867 amino acids. The record is from RefSeq and is a predicted model, not a curated record. Gene Ontology annotation, cellular component: membrane. Gene Ontology annotation, molecular function: transmembrane signaling receptor activity; protein binding. Lineage: Eukaryota; Metazoa; Mollusca; Bivalvia; Pectinida; Pectinidae. Gene Ontology annotation, biological process: toll-like receptor signaling pathway; inflammatory response; immune response. The transcript has a single exon.
UAUUUACUGUAAUAAUUAGAAUGUCUUUAAACUAUAUGUUCUACUUUCAGAUACCAUGGGUUUGAGAGUUAACCUUGUUCAUCUCACCAUCAUCCACCUUGUCUGCUGUCGACCGUGUAUUAUAUCAGAUGAGCAGAGGACAGCAGAUUGUACAUAUCGGAAUUUAACCAAGAUACCAAAUCUAUCCAACCUGACAGAGUAUCUGGAACUUACGGGAAACAACUUCACAACUCUAACAAAUUUGUCUUUUCAUCAUCUUCCUCUGUUGAAAACAUUAAAUCUAAGCAGGUGUCGUGUCAAUCACAUUGAAGGACAAGUGUUUGGAAAUCUUGGACAACUGAUGAAUUUAUCAAUGAGUUACAACUUAAUAAACAUCUUACACAAAAGAUUCGAACACUUACGCUUUCACAGGAACCCUUUACUGACACAUCUGGAUAUAUCCUACAACACCAGGGCGGUGUUAAAACAGAUCGACAGCGUCUAUCCGGACAAGGUGUUCGCAUCGCUUGCGAGUGUUCAAGAACUUAUCAUAGAUCUGCUACCUAAUCCCGUAUUCGGGCAAGGCUUUGAAAAUAUGACAAACAUUGCAUCAUUGAUCUUCAGGGAUUGUGCUAUAAUGCAUCUAAAGAAUGACACAUUCAAAUAUUUCCAGAACCUGACCAAAUUAACAUUCUUACAAAUGUCCAACUGCCAGGUCCAUAUCGAACCGUGGGUGAAAGUAGAGACAGCCGUCCUUCAAUAUUUCCAUUCACUUCAAUAUCUCGAUCUCUCCGGAACUAGGAUAACAUUUCCCGUUGCCAUGGAUAUUCUGUUUGGACUAACAGUAACAACUAAUCAGAGUCAUCCUGUAAGAAAAAUGAAAGUUUUAAAUCUGUAUAACGUGAAUCCUAUAAAACUUCUAUGGCUAUAUGAUGUGAGUUAUACAGUAAAACUAACUCAAACUCUCGCCAGGCACUUCAACAACCUAUGUAUUGAGGAUGUCAAUAUUGGUAAAAAUGGUAUUGUAGAAGUAGAGGUUGAUGCAAUACAAAGCUUUAUUGACAACUCUUGCUGGAGACGACUUGUAAUGCGAGAAAACAAUUUUCUUUUACCUUUUCCAAAAGUUAUGUUCGCUAUUGUGAGAUUUCUUGAGCUUGCUGUCAAUCUCAAUGAAAUAGACUAUUCCUAUAUAGCUAUUCAGUUCUCAGAUGUUGAAAACAAAUUUUCGACCGCUGUUAAAAAUGUGGAUGGUAAUUUCAGGGAAGAUUAUAACUCUUAUGCGGAAACAAAAUGGCAAAAUAUCCGCAAGUUUUCGACCGUGAAAGAAGAACGAUGUGUAAUUCCAAUCAUGUCAAAACACUUGAGUCAUCUCCGUCUAUCCCAUCUGUUGUUCCCAUUUUCAAUCCAAUGUGACAUCGACGUUUCGAAGUCCCCGAUGUUUACUUAUCUUGACCUUUCCUAUACAACUAUAGCAGACAUGGACUUCAAAAUCAUCAAUGCGAGCCUAUCGCACCUGGACGUGUCUGGGAUGAAUUUUGCAACCACAGGCAGCAGACUGUUGGGAAAUCUAGAUCGUGUAAAGACACUUGUAAUUCGUGACGCCAAUCUCGAUAGGGCGUUCAGUAACGGCAAUUACAUCUUCAGAUAUAUAAAAGGCCUAGAAGAACUUGAUAUUUCCUCAAACCAUCUGAAUAGUUUGCAGGACGAAACACUUGAGGGCUUAGACAGUUUGCGGGAAAUAAAAUUGACCUUGAAUUUCCUUAGCGGUUUUCCUCGCGGAUUACUCAAAAUGGCGAACUUGACCCACAUUGAUCUUAGAUUUAACAAAUUAUUAUUCCUCGAUAAGGCUGCUCGUGAUUGGUUGAAUGAGAGGAGCAAGGAGACUGGUAUUACUGUGUUAAUGGACGGGAAUCCUUUUACGUGCACGUGUGAUACAAUGGAGUUUGUUUCGUGGAUUAUAACAACAAAAGUUAAUUUUCAUUACGGACAUCCACCAAACUACAACUGUACUUUAAAAGACGGUUCCAUUGUUAAUAUAAAACAUGUAUACGAUAACCUAGACGAUUUCUUCGGUGAUUGUAACGACCAUUUGUUCUGGUUACAAUUCUCUAUAUCAGCAAUUAGUUUACUAGUUUUAUCUCUCGUUUUAGCUGUUAUUUGUCACACUUUCAGGUGGAGAAUUUUAUACUUCUUUUAUAGGCACUGUAAAAUCAAGCACGGCUUGGAAGAUGCAACUUGCUAUGACUUCGAUCUCUUUGUUGCUUACACUGCGGCGGAUUCUCCCUGGAUUUGGCAACAGCUGAGGCCGAAACUAGAACUACAACAACAUAUACAACUUUGUCUGCACGAGCGCGAUUUUGAAGUCGGGGAAUCUAUUUCUCAGAACAUUGUGAACUGUUUACAGAAGAGCAAGAAGAUAUUAUUCGUGAUCUCGGAAGAGUAUAUAGCUGCUAGAUGGUGCGACUUCGAACUUGAAAUGGCAAAUAUGGAACGAGUACAGCGAGGGUGUACAAACUCUAUCAUCGUGGCCAUUAAAGGAGAAAUACCAGUCGACGAUAUGCCUCGUCCGAUUAGGACAAUCUGGCAACAUGUCGCAUGUAUCAUAUAUCCGCUUGAUGAGUCAGAUAGGAAUGCUUUCGAACUGUUCUGGUGUCGAUUACAUCACAGCAUUACUUCUUAAAGUAUCUUUUUAACGGCUGCUACAAAAAUAAAACAGUUUAUAAUAGGAUGGAUUGUGAGACAAUCAUGCCAGUGGUGGAUAGAAGAGACAGUCAGCUCAGUUGUGGAUGGACAGUAAGACAACCAGCUCAAUGCUGGGCGGUAAGUGAGACAUACAACUCAGAUUUGGAUGGGAAGUGGGGAAUCCAGCUCAGUGGUUGAAGAGUAUAGAGACAACUAGCUCAGUGGUUGAUAGGUAGUGAGACGUCCAGCUCAGCGUCGGAUAGGUAGAGAGACAACCAGCUCAGUGGUGGGUGGGUACAGAGACUAUCAGCUUAAUGGUGGAUGAGUAGAGAGACGACCAGCUCUGUGGUGGAUGGGUAGAGAGACGACCAGCUCAGUGGUGGAUGGGUAGAGAGACAACCAGCUCAGUUGUGGAUGGUUAGAGAGACAAUCAACUCAGUGGUGGAUGAAUAGAGAGACGACCAGCUCAGUGGUUGAUGGUUAGAGAGACAAGGAGACAUAGGAGCGUGGGUAGUGAGACAACCAGGUCAAGGAUGGGUGGGUAAAGUAUCUUUUCAAUUGCUGUUAGAAUAAUUUCAGUUUAUAGUAGGAUGGAUAGUGAUGCAUUCAUGUCUGUGAAGGAUGAGUAGAGACAGCAAGCUCAGUUGUGGACGAAUAGUAAGACAACCACCUCAGUUGUUGAUGGAUAGUAAGACAACCAGCUCAGUUGUGAAUGGAUAAUAAGACAACCAGCUCGGUGUUGAACGGUUAGUGAGACAUCCAGCUCAGUGGCGGAUUGAUUGAGAGACAAUCAGCUCAGUAUUUGGUAGGUUGGGAGACAACCAGCUCAGUGGUGGUGAGUAGAGAGACAACCAGCUCAGUGGUGGAUGAGUAGAGAGACAAACAGCUCAGCGUUUGAUGGGUAGAGAGACGACCAGUUCAGCGGUGGAUGGGUAGAGAGACAACCAGUUCAGUGUUUGCUGAGUAGAGAAACGAUUAGCUCAGUGGUGGAUGUGUAGAGAGACGACCGACUAGCUCAGUGGUGGUUGGGUAGAAACGACCAGCUCAGUGGUGGAUGGGUAUUGAGACAAGACAGAACUGAUAUUCCCGCAAGUAUCAACACAAUUAAAUUCUCCAGUUAAGUUAAAGCUGUGAGACAUUUAGAUAACUCUCUAUCGUGGAUAAAUAGGUUAACGAUACCGCAAUGUCCUGUUAUCACCAAAUCAGAAGCAUUGUGGGUCUAUGGCAGUUCAUUCUGUUACUUCUCGAUAUGACUGUGAUAAUGCUGUGCUCUUUAGUGAAGCUGAUACAAUGAGUAGCCGCCUACAGAUGGCCUAGAACAUUACUACCUGACCGGGAGGUACACAUUCUUGUCAAAUACAAGAGAGAGGUUAACACUCAUCUGUUACUUUUACAGUCUCUUGCAGGCAUCUAGACUGACAACCUGUCCCAAGUAUUUGUUAGAAUUUCUC